GAGCGGGGCACGGGGCGGUCCCCAGCCCGGCCUAAAGCGGAGCGGCAGAGCCCGGCCCGGUUCGGCCCGGCCCGGCGGAGCUCCGGGCGCCGUGGUUGGCCGGGCGGGCGGCAGGAAGGCUGCGUUCCCUGAGGCUCACGUGAAGACCCGAGACCUCUCCGCUGUUGGAAAUAGGCUUCCUCUGAGCUGUCGUCCCGGCUGGAGGCUGUCACUUCUAACCCUGGCUGGCAACUUCGGGGGCUUUGGUCUUCCCCGCUUCUUUCCGUCUCCGUGAGGGUGAGCGGCUCCUCCACCGCCCGCCUGCCGCCACCUCCUCUUUUGCGGAAGGAAAGCUUUCACUCGUUCAAAGUAGUGGUUUUGGGGUUUUUGGUAUUGUUUUAUUUUCUUUUCCCUUAAUCGGGUUGGGGUUUUAUUACUGCUGUUGUUGGUUGGUUGCUCUUGGUUUUCGGUGUGUGCGCGGGGGCUCUCCACGCAGGCUGGCAGUAGCCGUCCCGCUGGCCGGAGGCGGCCGAUGGAAAAGCCAUGCUUCCGAAAGCAGCCUUCCACCUGCUGCUGCGGUUAAAAUAUUGUUAAGCAGCCGGUUCCUGUGGCCGAAUUAGAGGAAGACUGCCUCAGAUACCGAAAAAAAAAAAAGAAUUGGCAAUGAGUGCCGAAGUUGUUGCAGACUGUUGGUCUGACUGCUGAGGAGGACGUGAGUGGGAGAGAGAGAGCGCUGUUGCACACACAAAACCACAGAGAGAACCCACAAUUUAACCAACAUCCCCAAACCCACGUUUCAGCUGUGGACCUUUCAGCCUCAGAGCUUGAGAUCGGCUGCGACCUUUCUUUAAAUUGAUGAAAGACGUUACACCAAAGACAAGUGCAAAGACAGAUUUAAAGCUUGAAUACCAUGCACUGAGCUUUCCGUUUUUGUUUUCUUUUUUGCGCAAAGAUGAUUGAAAGGUCAUGACACGACUACUCUUAGAGCACCGCGAACCAAACUACUGAAGCUCGUUUUCAAGGCUGCUUGAAAAAAAAAAGUCUCGCAGAGAACAUUAAUGGAUUCCUGUUGUGUUUAAAUUCUCUACAGAUUGUAUUGUAAAUAUUUUAUGAAGUACGGUAUAUGUGUGUGCGCGGGCGUGUGUGUACGUGAAUAUAUAGAUGCAGUCGUAGCCAGCUGACCUUUGAUCAGGCAGUCUAGCUCGCCUACCGCCUUCUCUGAAGACUGACCGCGAAAUUCCCUCUCUUAAAGAGCAACUUUUGCCUACGGAAGACGCUGAUGUAUUUCGUUUUCUCUUGGGACUGCAGAGAAAUCACCUGGAAGAAACUGAUAGGCAACUGACUCCCUGGGAAGCCCAGGCUUUGCAUGUGUUUCUGACCACGUCUUGUAUGUGACUUGCCUAAGUUUUUCCACGGUACUUGGGAGUUUGAAAGGAGCUUGUCCCCCGAUAACUUUCUGCGCCACGGCCACAGAGUAGAUGCUCUGGCGUUGCGGUAGAGCCCCGCAAGGACGACCCCCCUUUCACUUAUCGGAUUAAUGUGAUCUGCUCUGCCGCGCCAGGAAGCCAAGAGUUAAGUCUCGGCGCGCUCGCUAUCUCAGCCGCCUUCAGCAAAAAAUUAACUUUGGGGACUGGCGUAGAAACAAGUUUCCCCCGGGUCCUCUGCCUGUAUCCGUUUAUGUUGGUCCCCAGAGAGCAGAUCGCUGAAGAGUUCCGCUCGUUUCGCUGUUUUGUAAAAACUCUGUGGAGGUCUUUUACUCAAAAGGCUUGUUGUGAUGCGUAUCCCCGUAGAUACCAGCACCAGCCGCCGCUUCACGCCGCCCUCCACCACGCUGAGCCCGGGGAAGAUGACCGAGCCGCUGCCGCUGCCCGGCGCCGAGCACAGCGGCGCGCUGCCGGGGAAGCUACGCGGCGCCGACCGCAGUAUGGUGGAGGUCCUGGCCGAUCACCCGGGAGAGCUGGUGCGCACCGACAGCCCCAACUUCCUCUGCUCCGUGCUGCCCACCCACUGGCGCUGCAACAAGACGCUGCCCAUCGCCUUCAAGGUGGUGGCCCUGGGAGAUGUGCCCGAUGGGACGCUCGUAACGGUGAUGGCUGGAAACGAUGAAAACUACUCUGCAGAGCUCAGAAACGCCACAGCUGCCAUGAAAAACCAAGUAGCAAGGUUCAAUGACCUCCGAUUCGUGGGUAGAAGUGGAAGAGGGAAAAGCUUCACGCUGACUAUCACAGUCUUCACAAAUCCACCACAAGUAGCCACAUACCACAGAGCCAUCAAGAUAACCGUGGACGGACCUCGCGAACCCAGAAGACAUCGUCAGAAAAUAGAUGAUCAGACAAAGCCCGGGAGCUUGUCCUUUUCAGAGCGCCUGAGUGAACUGGAGCAGUUGCGUCGUACGGCCAUGAGGGUCAGCCCACACCACCCAGCCCCCACACCCAACCCACGAGCCUCCUUGAACCACACCACUGCUUUUAACCCUCAGCCUCAGAGUCAGAUUCAGGGUCUCUUUUUCAUUACAGAUACAAGGCAAGUACAGCCGUCUCCACCAUGGUCCUAUGACCAGUCCUACCAGUACCUGGGCUCCAUUGCCACCCCCUCCGUGCACCCCGCCACACCAAUAUCACCUGGCAGGGCUAGCGGCAUGACAUCCCUCACCGCAGAGCUUUCCAGCCGGCUGUCAAGUGCUUCUGAGCUUACGGCGUUCAGUGACCCCCGAGUGGGUAUCGACCGCUCCUUCUCUGCACUCCCCUCCAUCUCUGACCCUCGAAUGCAUUACCCGGGAGCAUUCACCUACACGCCAACGCCUGUCAGUUCAGGGAUAGGAAUCGGUAUGUCUGCCAUGUCCACAGCCACGAGAUACCACACUUACCUCCCACCUCCCUACCCUGGCUCAUCACAGGCCCAGGGCAGCCCGUUCCAGACCAGCUCGCCCUCCUACCACCUCUACUAUGGAACCUCCGCCGGCUCCUAUCAGUUUUCCAUGAUUUCGGGGGGAGAUCGGUCUCCCCCACGCAUCCACCCACCCUGCACCAAUGCCUCCACAGGAUCGACACUUCUCAACCCCAACCUCCCCAACCAAAGCGAUGUGGUCGAGGCAGAAGGGAGCCACAGCAACUCCCCCACUAACAUGGCAACCACAGCAAGGCUAGAGGAAGCAGUGUGGCGACCAUACUGAUUGAAUUUUAAGUAGUUAUGGGUCAGGACUAAUGUACUUUCCAUUUCUCGGUGCCCGUAGGUAUCCCAUAAACACCCAUCUUGCUUAUGGGCCCUGCCAGGUUCAUACAUCACUUUCAGAAGCAAACCCUCCAGAAGUCAGUGCUCCCAGGAGCAGUGGCAUGUAUUAGCCAGCCCCUGUCGAAGUGAUGUCGCUGAAGCAAAGCAUCCCUUGCGGGGGACUGAGCUUCUGGAAAGGAGGACACCUGAGCUGGUGGUCCAGAGGUAGUGAGGGUGGGUAGAAAGGUACCCAGUCUGUUUCCAGGCCUGUGGCUUUCCAGCAUGCCUGGGCUUGAAGGUCUCCACAACCCUAAAGAGAGUUAUGGUUCACUUCUAUUUUUAAGAUUUAAAGCCUAAAAAGAUCUUAGUGAGUUUACUGCAUCUUAUGGACAUAUUAACUGUAAGGAAGUAUAGGAAGAUUCCCAGAGGGAAACUGUGAACGCUUCUGUUUUAGCAAUGCUGUGAAUGAGAGGUUUUAUAUGUUGGACUUCAUUCUUUCUUAAUUUUUUUUAACCACAUUGUAUAUUCCAAAGAAUAUGGAAUUUUUUAUUGCUGGGGUUUGUUUUGUUUGGGGUUUGUUUUUUGGGAUAUAUUUUUUUAGGAUGCAGCUCAUCCUGCUUUGCAUCUAAUUUGUUUUAUUUCUCUUGGCACCUUAAAAAUUGCAAAAAGAAAAAGAUUUUGUUCUUUUUUUUGUUUCCAUCAUGCUUGCUUCUUUCUUGCUUUGUCAACUGAAAGAAUCAGCCCCUUUUUCAAUGAGUUAAUUUAACUUUUUUUCUCUUGGACUUUUUUUUUUAAUACAACGGCUACAGCCUUGGGUCAUUUUCAACUACUGUACUACUUUGAUGAGUUCAUUGAUAUUUAUGCUUGAUAUUUAGACUUUUCGUAUUUGUUGAUACUAUUAUUAUUUAAAUAUGCCUAUAUUAAAAAAGAUCAGCAAUUGCCUUUGUUUUGGUAGCAGCCAAAGUCAAAUUUAUCACAUUGAAAAAAGCUGGAAUAACGAUGGGUAAAGUGACCUCCUAAUGACCUAGAAAUAUUGUUUACAAUUAUCUCCCUCUCAUUUUACUCAGCUAACGGGGCUCAGAUACUCAAAGGCAUUUAGGUGCCCAACUCCCAAUGAAACGAUUUAGGCACCAAAAUCCCUGCGAAUUUCUGUGCCUUCCCAUACAGUCAGGUCAUCUCUCCCUACUCCUUCCUUGCUUUUCCUUUGUCACCAGUGGUGACCCUCAGGAUCAGUAAUCAAGAUGUACAUAUUUUGUAAGGCAGACUCAAUAUUCCCUAACUAAAUAGAUCGCCAUAUGGCCCCAUUCUGCUCCAAAGCUUGUCCAGGCUUCCUCACAGCACCAGUGGAGGCCUCUGAGGCUUUCAAAGGUGAAAGCCAACACGCAGUUAGCAUGGCAAGGGUGAAGUCCUGGCUCUGAUGGAAUAUGAGUGAAUUUGCUCCCAGCUCAGCAGAGCCAAGAUUUCUGCGGAGUACAAAAGCCAUGUUCCAUUCCACUGGAAAAUAGAUCAGUUCCUGCAUCACAAAAUAACUUGAACUGAACAGGGGUGUCUAGCCCAUCUGGAAAGCAGGCUAGCAAAGAAGGGGCCUUAACGGUUCUUCUGUCACCAUCUUCUGAGAGAAGAGGAAGGGUAUUUAAGACUGAUGCAUACAAUAUUCUGUCCUGUAGCAAAUAUGCAAGGCUUAUACUAACUGCAUGUUUAAUACAGUGUCGUCAGCGUUGCCCAUCGUUACAGCACAAACAUAUCAGAUGUCACUGUAAAGUUUAUGGCACUAUUUUAUUUGAGGGUUUGGUCUGAAGGCAGUUGUUGUACUACUCAUUAAUUACAAACUGCUGAUGUUGACACGUGUGCGUUCCAAAUUAGCUGAUUAUUAUUUAAUGUACCUCUUUAAAUGAGUGAAACAAUUGCAGGUCAACUCAGAGAGUAUUUGAAAGCAGGACUUCAGAUCAGUGUUUGAUGUUUAAAAAAAAAAAUUAAAGGAUUCAAAUUAAAAAGAUCCUUGGCUGCAGGCAGCAAAACAGCUGGACUUAUUUAAAACCAUUUGUUUUUCAAGUUUUCUUUUUUUUUAUAUAUAUAUAAUUUUGCUUCUUUGUUUAAGUCAGAUGCAGUAGCACUUUGGUAUUGAAAAGUUACAAAUUGAAGAAUUUACAUUGUCAAUAAGGUCAUUUUUGUGCAGAAAAUAUGGAGUGUUUCAAGAGAUCUCAGCAAAAGUUCAAAAUGUUCCUGUUAAAAUACAUGCAUGGCCUUUUACUUUUCAUUUGGUGUAAUAGUUUUUGUAAUUUUCUAGAGUUUGCUCUGAACAAAAAAGGAAGAAAACAUCAAAAUUUUAUCAGAAUAGUUUAAGAUCUAUCUUGGAAGUAUGGAGACCUUGCUGAAUACAGAAAUAGAGACCCUACCUUUUGUGACAUUUACAUAGUUGGAAUCUCACCUCUUCUGUAGCCUAAAAAAAAGUCCUUCAUCACUAAACAGUAGCUCUGUUGCAGAAUGCAUCUCGUACAUCUCUGUCUCUGUGCAAUUAAAAUCAUAAUUUACUACAGCUCUCACAUCUGCCUUGUGACUGGACCACCCAAGUGCAUAGUACUGUGAGUGUGAACCCCAAAGGGAGGGAGAGAGGAGGACAUCCAAGGAGACAUAUGCCUCAUCGCAUAGGUGACUCCAGCCCAGCUGAUAUGGUCAGUACAGUCCCAGGCCUGCCUGUCAACAGAGCCUGCUUUCUGCUAAAGUCCUUUGUCCCCUUCUAGCCCAUAGUAUUUUUGAAACAGAAAGAUCAGUGAUUUACAAGAAUGAGGAGUUGCCAUCUCUCACCCUGGAGAUUAGACCCUCCAUUGAAUGUUUCUUAAGUCUACACAUCUACUUUCUUUACAUUUGACCUAAAAGUGAAGUUUAGUUUUACUCUUCCCAGUGUGAACAGGAUGAGAAACUGCAGAACAGGUUGCCACACUUACCCUGUGUCUUUACUGACAUAUAAAAAGCCCCUGGGAUUUCCCAGUGCGUCACUUGUGGUAACUGCCAGCAACUAAACCUGUGAGUCUAACCACAACGUGUAUGACAAGCACAGCACAAAGCAGUGCCCUCUUUACAGAGGAAAAACUAAGUUCAUUAUCCCCUGGAAUUAGCCUGUUUAAUCACUGUGGGCUUCAGUGUAUUCGUACAAGUGCUUAGGAGAAACCACAGUUUACUCAAAUCUAUAUUUUUGUAGCCAUCCCCUGUCUACUACGGAGAGCAAAGAAAGAUCUUCAAGGCUAUGAAAAUGUUCUCGUGUCACUCCUCUUGUAUCUUAAGAGCACUUAGCAGGCAGAAAGAGGACAUUUGGAUAAAGCAUCUCCUCCAUUCACACGUCUCCAAAUUAUAGUAUAUAAGUAUAUAUUUUUAUAUUUAUAUAUAAUAUAAAUAUUUAUAUAGUUUUAUCAUCCCAGUAACUGAAUGGAACCAAAAAAGAACUAUUGUGCUUCUGUUCACAAGUUGCAGUCAGCAGUGUGCCAUAGGUACCUUCCCCCCUACAGAAAUGCGGUUAAUGGCAAUCCUUACUAUAAGCUUGUGUGUUCCUUUCACAAGACACAAUUCCUCAUCCAGAUGCAGCCAUACCAAACAACUUCAAAUACAGGGCCCAGGUCUUAUGUGCUGUAAGGCCCAUAACUUUGCUCUCAAACCACAUUUAUACCCCCUUCAACAGUUCCUGCUACACUUCCAGGUCAAUGCACAGGAGCUUAAGUGCAAGGAGGAAGCAGAUGCAGAGUGCAUCCUUGCUAUGAAGGAUUUGAUUUGUAGAAUUAUGCCAAAUUAUCUGCUGGAAAAGAGAAAACCCCUUUCCUCCAAAUGGCCCACAGCCUUUGCCAAAGUGUUCCGAACUGCCUGCACUCUUGAAACAUUCAUUACUGCUUUCUGGGUGACCUUUUCUAUUGGUGUAUUUGAAGAUUCAGGAGAAGUGGAUCCUUUUUCUAGCUGAGCAAAACGCUUGUUUUCCUGCAUUGUAACAUUUUGUAUUUCAUUUUUGUUAACCUUGCUUGGUCAGUACCGAUCACUUGGCAUUUUUCUCCUUGUCCUAAAAGGGUUGCAUCAACAGAGUUACUUGUAUUUAUGUAUGUAAAUAGAUUUCAAAAGCUUCAUAGCAAAAUAUUUAGUGCUUGUAAUUACACUGCAUUUUUUUUCAUUUUUCUGUGUUUUUAAUGAACUUACUUUGUGUUUGCUUAAA
Melopsittacus undulatus (budgerigar) is the source of this 7381-nucleotide messenger RNA. RefSeq names its product RUNX family transcription factor 1 (gene RUNX1). The record is from RefSeq and is a predicted model, not a curated record. The transcript has 6 exons. NCBI's taxonomy places the organism in Eukaryota, Metazoa, Chordata, Aves, Psittaciformes, Psittaculidae. Gene Ontology annotation, molecular function: RNA polymerase II cis-regulatory region sequence-specific DNA binding; ATP binding; DNA-binding transcription factor activity, RNA polymerase II-specific. Gene Ontology annotation, biological process: ossification; hemopoiesis; regulation of cell differentiation. Gene Ontology annotation, cellular component: nucleus. Bases 1754 to 3151 code for a protein of 465 amino acids.